Molecule: messenger RNA, 945 nt
Organism: Encephalitozoon romaleae SJ-2008
Lineage: Eukaryota; Fungi; Microsporidia; Unikaryonidae
Exons: 1
Coding region: 1-945 (314 amino acids)
Source: RefSeq, a predicted model, not a curated record
AUGAAAGUGAAAGCAGAGUCCUGCGUCUUCUUUGUGAAUGGAAUGACAGCUGAAGAGGAAUAUAGGGUUGCCACCAAGCAGGCCCCUAAGCCUCGGAAAAGACCUGUAGGAAGGCUGAAUGGAAGCAAAAUCAUGCUCUCAGGACAGAAGGCGUUUGUGAAAAGGCCUAUGAGGGUGGUGGACCUUAAAUAUAUAGAGUCUGACGAAAAGAUGUUCAACUUGCUUGCAUGCUUAAUAAGACUUCCUCCUUUCUACAACUUCAUUCUAAACUUUAGAGAAAGAAGCCAGGACAUGGAAAAAUUCUACAUAAUUAAUAGGAUUUCUAAACUCCUCAGCCUGGUGAUGGAAGGCAAGGAAGAUGAUGUAAGUGAUCUCUUGAUGGAACCUGAUUCGAAACUCUAUGAAGAUAUAUAUUCAGAACUUCUUUGGUCCAUCCAUCAGGAGCUUUGCGAGUGGUAUAACUUUGAGGAGGACACGUGGAGCACUAUGGAUAGAAGCCAAGGAGUUAAGCCAAAGCCGCUUUAUAAAGACUACUCCCCAAUUGUGGAAAUAUUUCAAGGGAAAGCCAUCUCCAAGGACCUGCCACAAGAGGUCUCAUUUGAAAAGAACAAGAUAUCUCUGAAAGGAUUCUCUAGCAUUCAAGAGGCCUUUAACUCUAGUCUGGAAGUUGAGAAUAAGAAGAUAACUAAGGAGCCUUUGAUUAUUGUGCUUGUUGUAAAAGAGCAAGGGAAAGUUGAUCUAUUCAAUAAUGAGAGUAUAAGAAUUGGGAGUUACAUGUUUUAUCUUUGUUCUUUUAUCACUGAAGAAGGUCUCACGAGUUAUUCCUAUGCUAAGAAUGGAGACAAGGAUUGGUAUGGAUAUGAAAGUAAUGGAGUAAGAAAUGUCUUGGGAAUGAAAGACAUUCGUGGAUGUCCAGUAAUGCUAUUCUAUACACGUAUUAACUAA